Molecule: messenger RNA, 2282 nt
Organism: Oryzias melastigma (Indian medaka)
Lineage: Eukaryota; Metazoa; Chordata; Actinopteri; Beloniformes; Adrianichthyidae
Gene: ubald1a
Product: UBA-like domain containing 1a
Exons: 3
Coding region: 228-719 (163 amino acids)
Molecular function (GO): protein binding
Source: RefSeq, a predicted model, not a curated record
CACGCUCGCUCCUGAUUGGCCGCCUCCUCCUGUCAAUCACGCGGCGCUCAUUCCACUACCGCUCCUACAGUAAAUAUUUGUGUUUGCUCAACCGGCUGUAAUGGUGGACGACUGAGUCACAGAGACGGAAUACACCUCGAGAAGAAGAAGAAGAACGAGGACAAACGGUCGAAAGUCUGUUUUUCACCGCCAGCCGCUGCGAGAAGGACAACGAGGCUUCGUGGAAAAUGGAUGAACUCAAACAUCAAGUCAUGAUUAACCAGUUCGUCCUGACGGCGGGGUGUGCGGCAGACCAGGCGAAGCAGCUUCUGCAAGCGGCACAUUGGCAGUUCGAGACUGCACUUAGUGCCUUUUUUCAAGAAACAAAUAUUCCAUAUGGCCAUCAUCAUCAUCAAAUGAUGUGCACCCCAGCCAACACACCAGCGACGCCCCCCAACUUCCCCGACGCGCUGACCAUGUUCUCCCGGCUCAAAGCGUCCGAAAGCUUCAACAGCGGCGGCGGCAGCCCCAUGGCGGCCUCCAUGGCCACCUCGCCCCCUCCCCCUCAAGUCGGAGGCUGGGGCGUCUCACCAAAUGUACCCAACGUGCCCCAGCCCCCACAGGGACUCUGGACUCAGGGGCCGCCCCCCACGCAGCCCUGCCCCGCCUGGCCAAUGGGAGUCAACUCGCACGCGGGCGCCGAGCAGAAGGCGAGCGUAGCGAUGGAGGCGGAGAGAUGAAGGGCCGCACGGGACUGAAAAAAGGCCCCCCCUACCUCCACCCCGCGGAGGGGGGCCAGCAGGGGGGGCUGAAUGUCAAAAGGGUGGGAGGCAAUAAUGGGUGGAAAUGGGUUUGGGUCUUUUUUGGUUUUUUGUUGUUUUUUUCCCCCAAAAAUUGAGUGAUGUGAAAACGACAUCAGUCAAAGCGAGAGAAUCCAGCGACCAGGAGGAAACCGAUGCAAGUGCAGACGUAGAGAAACAAGCGCACACGUAGUAAUAACUCAAAUCUUUCUAAGUUUUUCCUAAGUAAAUGCAUAGAUAAAAGAAAUAUUAUUGAACUAAAAAAAAAAAAAACAGAAAUGGAAAAAAAAAAUGUCACGCCCAAGGAUUUAUGUGAUGUUCGAGGACUUACAAGGCAGCAAAAUUAGUUUUUUAUUUUUAGUUUUUGUUCUUCAUCUUUUUCUGCCAGUGUUUUUUUUUUUUUUUAAUCCACUGGAGUUCUGUGUUUCUGCGACGGUUUGCGCCGCAUGACGACGGACAAGCGGACUGGCAGCGGCACAGCAGUCGGGCGGGGACACAUGCGAGAGGAUGAUCAGUUUGUAAUCACAUCUGUACGCUCACCGUCUUUCAUCGAAGGUUGGGACUUUUUCUUACCUCACUUGGUGGUCACCUGACUUCUUUCAGCCAAUCAGGGAUUCUUCUUAAACCAACUGUUGCCGCCACAGGACGACGUUUUUAAAGGUUUGUUUCUUAAACACUUUUAAAUGUGGACACGUUUUUCUGGAGAUUUGGGUUAUAUUACAAGCAAAAAGAGAAAUCUUCAUUUUCCUGUAUUAUGAUGUUAUUGUUUUGUUUAAAGGAUAAGGGAGUGGCCUUCGAAAGUGGGUGGGGCUAGUUUUUUUUUUUUUUUUGUAAAGAAUGAACCAAUCAAAGCUGAAAUGGCUAUAAAUUCAGAAGAAAUCCAUCUUUUUCAGCCGAGCUGCCACUUUGCAUGUUCAGGAGAUGUUUUUGUAGCAGACGGGUCGCGGCGCCGUGUGGGAGGGGUGGAGUCUAAAUAGAGAAGGUGAGACAGCGAUUUUUUUGGGGGACACUACAAACUACUUUCAGACAUACAGCAUACAGCAUGACCCCCCCCUGCAGAGCGACCAGUGGAGGGGUUCCAGUUAGGACCCCCUCCUGGUCUGUUCAGGCUGCUGAGGGGGGGUUCAGGAGUUACCCGUGGCAAUACCUUACUUAAACGCAGGGUUGGCCCCCCCUUUUUUACGUUAGUUAGGACCUUUUUUUGUGUUAAUUUAAGAUGAGAAGAUUUUUGUUUUCAGAAAGAUACAAUAAUGAGAAAUAACCAACUUUUUAUUGUAUUGUUAGACUCGACUAAUGUUUGAUUUCAUCUUUCUGUCCAUACUUCAUACUUUAUUUGGUUAAAUCGGAGCGUUUUCUGGGUGGGCCUGUUCCUAAAUGGUUUCUCACAUAUGUCCCCCCCACCUUGUAUGACUGUAUGAGACCAUUCCCACAAUAUUUGUGGACUACCUGAUAAUUAACUUAUCAUUUUUGUGAACCUAAAUAAAUAUUGUAUGUCAACCUGGA